AUGACCUGCGAAGCGUGCCGUACUAUCCCUCCUGUUAUUUCGGAGGGGUAUACACCCAAGGGGAGUUAUACGCAGAUUGCUGAUUUGAAGACAUAUAUCACCGGUCCCUCAACUGCUACCAUUGGCAUCAUCGACAUCUACGACAUCUUCGGUAUCUCCAACCAAACCAUCCAAGGUGCUGAUCUCCUCGCUGCGCGACUUAAUGCUCUCGUCCUAGUCCCUGAUUUCUUCCACGGUGAGCGCGCCGAUCUGGCGUGGUUCCCGCCGGAUACGGAGGAGAAGAAGCAAGCUCUCUUUGGGUUUAUUAAUACCAAGGCAUCGGUGGCGGAGAAGGUGGGUGUGUUGGGGAAGGUCGCUGAGGAUGCGAAGGUGAAGUUUGCGUCGGUGAAGAGUUGGGGUGCGUUUGGGUUGUGUUGGGGUGGGAAGGUUACUGCGCAGGUCUCGGGGCCGAACUCGCCUUUUGUUGCUUCGGGGCAGGUGCAUCCUGGGUUCUUGGAUGCCGAGGAGGCUAAAAAGCUGACUAUUCCUCAUAUCGUGCUUGCGUCUAAGGAUGAGCCCGUUGAGGCCGUCAAGGGGUACACAGAGGUUAUUGCUAGCAAUGGCAUUGGUGGUAUUGUCGAGACUUAUCCUACCAUGUGGCAUGGCUGGAUGGGUGCUCGUGCUAAGCUGGAGACUCCGGAGGGAUUGGCAGAGUACAAGCGGGGGUACAAUCAGCUGGCUGAUUUCUUCGAGAAAUAUGAAGCAACCCAUCAUAUGAUCAUGACGUCCUCCCCCUCCGUCCUCGUCUUCGGCGUUGGCAGCGUCGGGGCCAUCUACCUCCACCAACUGCAACAAGCUGGCUGCACCGUCACUGCCGUCUGUCGCUCCAACUACGAUGUUGUCGCCCACCACGGCUUCACCCUGCGCAGUCCCCGCUUCGGCACCGUCACGUAUCGCCCCGACCACACUGUUCGCUCCGUGCACGACUGUCCCCGCGACACCGGAUACGACUAUGUCCUUGUCACGACCAAGGCUUUCCCCGGUCGGACGCCCUCCCUAGCGGACCAGCUUCGACCGGUCCUUGAAAACCGUCCAAACACAGCCAUUGUCCUGGCGCAGAAUGGCAUCGACAUCGAGAAAGAUAUCGCAGACGCGUUUCCCUCCAAUCCAGUCAUCAGCGGGGUGGUAUACCUCCCUACCGUUCAGACAGAAGCUGGUGUGAUUGAUCAUGCGGAGCCCCUGGACCUCUUGGAACUAGGAACGUAUCCGGCGCGCGCGCCGGAUGGACAUAGACGGGCGGCGGAGAGAUUCGUCGAGUUAAUGAUAAAAGGAGGCGGGGAUGCGGUGCUGUUUGAGGAUAUACAAGAGGCGCGAUGGGCGAAAUUGUUGCUCAAUGCAGCAUGGAAUCCAAUCUGUGCGUUGUCAUUGUGCACGGAUGGCGGGUUCCUGUUGACCUCGGAGCCGUUUGCGCGUGAUUUGGCCUGGGGGAUUAUGAUGGAGAUUGUGGCAUUGGCGAGGGCGGUAGGGAUUGCGGGCGUGGAUGAGGAGGCGGCGAAGAAGAGAUUCGCAUUGGCGGAGAGAAGGGCUAAAGAGGGGACAGGAAGAGAAAUGAGUAUGCUGCAGGAUGUGAAGAUGGGGAGGCCAUUUGAGGUCGAAGCGAUCGUGGGGAAUGCAGUAAGACUGGGGAGGACAUGCGGGGUGUCAAUGCCCCGGUUGGAGACGGUGUAUGCAUUGGCCAAGGGGAGGCUAGAUGUGUUAAUGGGUGUGUAG
Messenger RNA from Aspergillus welwitschiae, 1749 nucleotides. Its product is annotated as 2-dehydropantoate 2-reductase. The coding region runs from base 1 to 1749 and encodes 582 amino acids. Gene Ontology annotation, biological process: pantothenate biosynthetic process. Gene Ontology annotation, cellular component: cytoplasm. Lineage: Eukaryota; Fungi; Ascomycota; Eurotiomycetes; Eurotiales; Aspergillaceae. The transcript has 7 exons. The record is from RefSeq and is a predicted model, not a curated record. Gene Ontology annotation, molecular function: 2-dehydropantoate 2-reductase activity; hydrolase activity.